AUGUCGGCCAAAUCCGUAUCCCUUACACUCAUGUGGCCUAUUCUGGCAUUACCUGCACUCGUGUCAGGCAUGGUCGGUUACCACACAGCCGGCCUGAGAUACAACUCCACCCAUUCGUUUUGUGCCAGCAACUGCCGUGCGGAUGACGUCUACUACACCGACCAGGGUGAAGCAUGCUUUAUGCCUGAUGCUUACGUCGCUUACGAUGAUGAUAUGGGGUACAUGUACUGCAAAGGCGGGAAAUUCGAGCUACCAUCGGGGUCCGUGAACAUAGCCGGGUCUGACUUGCUUAAGUCCUGCUGGUUUCUCCCCGACGAGCAAUUCAACAAAGUCGAGAUCGACGGGAAACUUGUCAUAUCGUGUAGCGCAAACAGGGAAUUGGCCGCCGUUGACACGUCCCAGUAUCGUGAUUUUGAGACCCAUCAACAGGUGGUCGAAGCAUUGAAGGCGUUGACAGAAGAAAAGACGGAAGAACCCAAGACAGAAAAAACCAAGGCAGCAAAACCCACCCAGCUCUGUUAUGGACAAGACAAUUGCAAGCCUGUGUGGGACUAG
This is a messenger RNA of Metarhizium brunneum ARSEF 3297, 555 nucleotides long. RefSeq lists its product as uncharacterized. NCBI's taxonomy places the organism in Eukaryota, Fungi, Ascomycota, Sordariomycetes, Hypocreales, Clavicipitaceae. The record is from RefSeq and is a predicted model, not a curated record.